Cornus florida is the source of this 2007-nucleotide messenger RNA. RefSeq names its product ATP-dependent 6-phosphofructokinase 6-like. NCBI's taxonomy places the organism in Eukaryota, Viridiplantae, Streptophyta, Magnoliopsida, Cornales, Cornaceae. The transcript has 16 exons. Gene Ontology annotation, cellular component: cytoplasm. Gene Ontology annotation, biological process: fructose 6-phosphate metabolic process; glycolytic process. Gene Ontology annotation, molecular function: 6-phosphofructokinase activity; ATP binding. Bases 271 to 1794 code for a protein of 507 amino acids. The record is from RefSeq and is a predicted model, not a curated record.
CUGAUAGGGCGGGACAUAGGGAGAGAAAAGAGGUAGUAAAACGAAAAACACCGUGGUGAGACGCGGCGCCACCUGUUUUCAACACAGUAGUCCUAAAAAAUAGUAAAACAAAACAUCGGACGAUUCGGGACUGGUUGUCAACAUCGGACGAUUCGGGACUGGUUGUCAACAUCAUUACGGACGAUAUAUUAUAUAUAUACUCGUAAUACACAAGCUAUAUAAUUUAGAAAAUAGCAAGUACAGAGUGAGCGCGAUUAGGAGAGAGGAGCAAUGUGUCCGGAGAGCAAUUCUGAGUUUAUGAAGGUUGUCUUAGGCGAUGCUGGCUACGUGCUCGAAGAUAUUCCUCACUUGAUUGAUUACAUUCCCGAUCUUCCUACCUAUCCCAAUCCAUUGCGUUCCAAUCCUGCAUAUUCAGUUGUGAAACAAUAUUUCGUUAAUGAUGAUGAUGCUGUAGCCCAAAAGGCUGGAAAUGGUUUGGAAACAAGCAAAAAGAUUGUUGUUCACAAGAAUAGUCCAAGAGGGACACAUUUUCGACGUGCUGGACCUCGCCAAAAGGUGUAUUUUGAAUCAGAUGAGGUGCAUGCUUGUAUUGUAACAUGUGGAGGUUUGUGCCCUGGACUGAACACAGUGAUCAGGGAAAUUGUUUGUGGACUCUAUCACAUGUAUGGCGUCAACAAAGUCCUUGGAAUAGAUGGAGGAUACAGGGGUUUUUAUUCACGAAAUACCGUUCCUUUAACACCAAAGGUUGUAAAUGACAUCCAUAAACGCGGUGGUACAAUCCUCGGGACAUCACGAGGAGGCCAUGAUACCUCAAAGAUAGUCGACAGCAUUCAAGAUCGUGGAAUUAACCAGGUUUAUAUAAUUGGAGGUGAUGGAACUCAAAAAGGAGCUGCAGUGAUUUAUAAGGAAAUUAGACGGCGUGAUCUUAAAGUUGCAGUUGUUGGAAUCCCCAAAACAAUUGAUAAUGACAUUCCGGUUAUUGACAAGUCAUUUGGUUUUGAUACUGCUGUUGAGGAGGCUCAACGAGCCAUCAAUGCUGCACAUGUUGAAGCUGAAAGUACCGAGAAUGGUAUUGGUGUGGUGAAGCUUAUGGGUCGCUACAGUGGGUUCAUUGCAAUGUAUGCUACUCUUGCCAGCCGAGAUGUGGAUUGUUGUUUAAUUCCAGAGUCACCCUUCUAUCUUGAAGGAAAAGGUGGACUUUUUGAAUUCAUGGAGAAACGGCUCAAAGAAAAUGGGCACAUGGUUAUUGUAAUCGCUGAAGGAGCGGGACAGGAACUUCUUUCAGAGAGAGUGAAUUCCACAGAUCAGCAGGAUGCUUCAGGGAACAGGGCACUCCAAGAUGUUGGGUUGUGGAUUUGUCAGAGGAUCAAGGAUCAUUUUACAAAAAAUCGCAAGAUGGUUACUUGUCUCAAAUACAUAGAUCCCACGUACAUGAUCCGGGCUGUUCCAAGCAUUGCAUCUGAUAAUGUGUACUGCACACUCCUCGCUCAUAGUGCUGUUCAUGGAGCAAUGGCAGGGUACACAGGCUUCACAGUUGGGCCUGUCAAUGGAAGACAUUCUUAUAUUCCUUUCAAUCGUAUCACUGAGAAGCAGAACAAAGUUGUGGUAACCGACAGGAUGUGGGCAAGGCUCCUUUCUUCAACCAAUCAGCCGAGCUUCUUGAGUCCGAAAGAUGUCAUUGAAGCCAAAGAAGAGGAAGAGCCUCCAACCCAGUUGCUGGAUGGUGAGAACUGUAAGGAUGAUGACCAAUCAGCUCUAUUAGGAUGCUUCAACUGCAUGCCAGUGACUUUGUAAAUGGAAAGAUUACAUGUAGUGGUUGUGGAAAUAUAUCCUAUCAACCAAGUUCUUCUGAGAAAUAUAUUUGUGGACCAAGAUUCUUCCUACUAGGCAACGGCAUUAAACCUUGUGGAAAUUCUGGUUUUAGUGUUUGGUGACACUUUCUGUUUCCACAAUUUUGUGAGCAGAAUUUUUGCAAUGAUAUUUUAGUCGAAAUUUUCCAUGCUUCAA